Cuscuta epithymum is the source of this 1200-nucleotide messenger RNA. Lineage: Eukaryota; Viridiplantae; Streptophyta; Magnoliopsida; Solanales; Convolvulaceae. The record is from the annotation of a GenBank genome assembly.
GUUUUAUUGGUUUGCUCUUCUUUAUGCUUAUGUUUGGUGGAUUAGUUCCCAUGAUAACGGUUAGGCAUGGAGGGAUGAGAGAGGCAUUUAUGGGUGGAAAUUAUGCGGGGAAUGGACUCUAUGAUAACCACCAUGUCAGGGUGUUAGCUGCAAAUGGAACUAGAAACCAUUUGGAUUUUGCUAAUGCAAAACAUUUUGGUGAUGGCUUUAAUAAUGUAGGAGAGACACAUGUUGACCUUAGUAAGAUUGUUUAUUCGGCCAAUAGUAGUGAAUCCCUUGAAGCCUCUCUUUAUGUCCCGAGGAAUGAUAAGCUGGUGAAAAUUGAUGGUAGUUUGAUCAUUCAUUCCAUUCUGGCAAGUGAAAAGGCCCUAAAGAGCAGCCAAGAGACUGGUUUGGCAAUUCCUGGUGAUUUUGCCCCUGCAAGGAGGAAUCCUUACACGUAUAAAGGUCCUGUUGAAGGUGAGGGGGCCCUGGUUCCAGGUGUUGUUGAUAGGGACUACAAGUGGUUUACAUCAGCAGAUGGUAGGCUUCAGCAAUGGUUCCAAGAAGGCCUUUCUGGAUCAACCUUCAGCUCCGGCAUGUGCACUGAGGUAUUUCAGUUUCAUGCCUCAUCAGCCAUAGUUCCAGUGACAUCCUCUACAAGGAAUGUAUCUAUUGAACCGGCUCAAAGCACCUCAUACAAAGGCCAACAAAAUAGAAGGGUCCUUCGUAGCCCCCUACCCAUUUCUGCUUCUUCCCAAAACAUGACUGAAGAAAAUGCAGGAAUAAGUGGACCUAAAGAAAACAUAAGCUCAAACAGGACAGUUCCUCCUAUGGUUGUUUCGGUGCUUGUUGAUCCAAGAGAUGCCGCUGAUGGCGGUGAAAACAUGAUGGGUAAAAAGACUCUUUCACGGAUUUUUGUUGUUGUGUUGAUAGACAGUGUCAAGUAUGUUACUUAUUCAUGCAUUCUUCCAGUCAAGGGUUCUGUCCGCCUCUAGUUUCAACAUAGAAACUAAUCUCUAGAAACUGGGACAAACACAUCUACUUGAUUACUUAUGUGUGGGAUUGUGGGAAUACCUGUUUUUUUGGAAUUCAAAAUAUGUACAAGUUGUAGUUGUCUUUGUUUACGUGUAACUUAAUACUUACUGUAGUGGCUCCAAAUUGUUUAUUCUUUAAAAGUUUUGAGUUGUAUUGCAUGUAUUACUGAUCUCAUUCUCAUUA